CUCAGCAAUGCAAGUACUGUGCAAUAAUGGACGAAGAUCGUGGAGCCCGCUUGUACGUGCCGUCAGAUCGUUGAUUAGAAUAAAUUUAUUCGAUCAACAUAUCUAUUAACCGUGAGCCCUUCUGUAUUUUGAUUGUUGUUUUAUUGGUAUUCGCGUGUGACUUUAGUGACAAUUGCUUUAUAGUGAAAAUUUUGGCGCGCCACUUUUCGUCGGUUUAACGGAACUUGAAGAAUAAAUCUAAAUAAUAUAAACCGACGCGAUAUGAAGAUUGAUUGAAUAAGGGGAUCAUUGUAGAAUAAGGAUCUGUCAAUUGUUAUUAGCGUUAGCUCGUAGCAGGAUGAUUGUGCAAUGUGAAAAGUAUGUACAUGGCCAAGCCAUUGGCGUUUGGUAAGCGGGCGCAGAAUACGCACUAGAAUACGUACUAGAAUACGCGAGACCAGUGCCGUAAACAUCGUGCGAGUAAAUACGCGCUCUGCGUCCUCCCUGUGUAUACGUGUUAACGUUACGCACAAUUUCCCGAUCUUCGGAGUUUUCCAUUACGACGUAACCUUAUUCUUUUCGACAUUUUAAGUGUUCCUUUAGUUAAUAAUCAUUAAGUGAAAUAAUCCAAAUACUAAAUCCAUCUGAAAUCACGUAGUAAGGGAGGUUAGAGUCUUGAAGAGGUACGGGUUGGUGGUUAUCUAGACGGUCUUAAGUAUAUCGAAAGCGCUAACUUUCUGUCCCUCUAUGCGAAGAAAUUUUCCAAUUUUUCAUCGAAAGAUAAGAAAGUGAUAAGAAAUUUAGAGGACUAAAUAAAAGAAAAAGAAAAGAGAAGGAAAAGAGAUAAUUUAGUUUGUCUUUCUCUCAGAAUCUAACAUUAAAAAAAGGAAGAUAAGAGGAUUUUGGUAGCAUCGGGGGAGGUUUGGUUGGUUCUGGGGGAAACAGUGUGUAUAGUCGCGCGGCAUGAGAAAAUGAUGUGAUCGACGGUCAUAAUGGCGGCACCCAUGUUAAAGUGGAAGCGAAUCACAAAUCCGGCCGGGCCUCAGCCAAGACCCAGACACGGACAUAGGGCGGUAGCCAUUAAGGAUCUUAUGGUUGUUUUUGGUGGUGGAAACGAGGGUAUAGUAGACGAACUUCAUGUGUAUAAUACAGCUACUAAUCAAUGGUUUGUACCAACAACCAAAGGAGAUAUUCCACCUGGUUGCGCAGCCUAUGGAUUCGUGGUUGAUGGCACACGUAUAUUAGUUUUUGGUGGAAUGGUAGAAUAUGGAAAAUACUCUAAUGAACUCUAUGAGCUUCAAGCAAGUAGAUGGGAAUGGAAAAGAUUAAAACCUAAACCACCCAAACAUGAUCCUCCACCUUGUCCACGGUUGGGCCAUAGUUUUACCCUUAUUGGGAAUAGAGUCUUCUUAUUCGGAGGUUUGGCCAAUGAUAGCGAAGAUCCAAAAAAUAAUAUACCAAGAUAUUUAAAUGACCUCUAUACGUUGGAAUUGCUUUCAAAUGGAAAUACAACAUGGGAUGUUCCACUAACCCAUUGCCAUGCACCUCCGCCUCGGGAGUCGCACACAGGUGUUGCUUAUACAGACCGUACUACAGGUAAAUCUUGCUUGGUUAUUUAUGGUGGUAUGAGCGGCUGUCGUUUGGGUGACCUAUGGUUUCUCGACGUCGAUUCCAUGACAUGGAACAAGCCGGUAGUUCAUGGACCUACCCCACUACCGCGUUCUCUUCAUACUGCCACUUUGAUCGGACAUAGAAUGUAUAUUUUUGGUGGAUGGGUACCCCUUGUUGUGGAUGACGUAAAAGUAGCAACACACGAAAAAGAGUGGAAAUGUACAAGUACAUUAGCAUGUUUAAAUUUAGAAACAUUAACUUGGGAACAACUGACAGUGGAUUCUCUCGAAGAAAAUGUACCACGUGCGCGUGCUGGACAUUGUGCUGUUGGUGUGCACAGUAGAUUAUAUGUUUGGUCCGGACGCGAUGGUUAUCGUAAAGCAUGGAACAACCAGGUAUGCUGUAAAGAUCUUUGGUAUCUCGAAGUGAACAAACCAAUAGCACCUACUCGCGUUCAACUUGUCAGGGCUUCUACUCAAACAUUGGAAGUCAAUUGGAAUCCUACGCCUUCUGCACAAUAUUAUAUUUUACAAAUUCAAAAAUAUGAUAUGCCUCCUACUUCAACCGGAACAUUUCCAACUGUCAGCGCUCCUACUAGUACGCCGAUUACAACAUCAGCAGUGGCAACGCCUGCAACCAUACCUGUAACAACUCCUCCCAUUACGACUGUUGCAUCUCUUCCAUCGACUCCAACUUGUGCAAGAUCAUCGGUACCUCAAACUCCGAUAAGAGCCCAAUCAACCGUACAAAGUCCUGCCCAAAAGGUACCACAAGUUACGCCAAAAGUAACGAAUCCUAUGACUCCAAGAGUGGCUGGAAAUCUUAUAAGAAUUCGAUCACCUAUGGCAACUUCGGCAAGUACAACUACUGAACAAACUACUCCCAUCACAACUGUAACUGGUCAAACGCCGACUGCUAUGUCAGGAAUUGCAGCUUUGGCUGCAGCUGCUGCUGCUACUCCAAAAAUAAGUAUGAAUAAUGUACCCGUAAUACCGCAAACCACCGCUAAUACUAUUAGAAUGAAGAAUGUCCAACCGGGUCAGCAAAUACGUUUCGCUGCGCCCGGAGCAACGGUACUGCGUACUGCAUCUCCACAACAGAGUAAACAAAUAAUACUUCAGAAACCAGGUCAAAAUAUAUCUGGUCAGCCCCAAAUCGUACAUCUUCUUAAAACUGGUCAAGGUAUGGUAGCCACAGUGCCUAAAGUAAGUCUCAUCCCUGGGAAAACUGUUCAAGCGACUGGAGCAAAGCCGCUUAAUCAAGGACCUACAAUACUGAGACUGGUUAAUCCUAAUACCGUCGCAGGAUCUAAAAUAUUAACGACUAUGAAAACAUCUAGUAUUGUAGCUAUGAGUAAAGGACAAAAUAUAAGCGGAAAACAAACAAUAAUGAUUACUAAACCUGGUGGUAAUGGUGGCUUGGUUGGAAGAACAAAUCAAAUUAUUGUUGUUACCACGGGAUCUAGCUUAAGAGCUGUACAAGCUGUGACUACCUCCCAAGCUGGUACUGGUCAGACUGGUAGUUUAACCACUCCUGUUAACGUUUUACCUCUAUCCGCUACAAAUCAUGUAACCAAUCAACAAGGAGUCAAAAUGAUUGUGGUAUCUUCUGGAGCAAUGGGUGGAGCUACAGCUGGAAAGCCAAUAACCAUUACAGUUCCAGGGCAGGGUGGUGUACCAAAGACAGUAACUAUUGCAACUAAAGGAAAUCCUCAAGCAAUAUUCAAUCCUGGGAAAAGUCAAAUAGUUACGAUGCCACAGAUUCAAAAAGCGUCUGAGACUAUGGCAGUUUCUGGAAAGCCUGUAACACUGCAAAUGUCAGGAGGUAUAGGUGCUAAAACUGUUACUUUAAUGCCCACGAGUAGUUCAAUAGUUACUACAUCCAGUGCAUCCGAAACAAUAGACGCCAGUAAAAUGCUUUUUGUUCCACCGCAAAAGCAACCAUCAGCUUCAUUGGCAUCCACUUCGGAUGGUCCAGCUACCACAGACGCAGCUUUAGCUGCUCUCGCGGCAGAAGCAGGUUUAAUAGAUCCUGUUCAAGAACCAUCCGGUGGUCUGUCUUUCAUGGUAACCACGGAUGAUGUUACAGAAGGCGAUGGAAAAACAGAAGAUAGUUGUAAUGGUAACGAGGCAACAACAGCAGCAGCUUUAGUUUCUCAAAUGACCACUGGUGAAUCUAUGCAAGUCGAUGGAGAAGGAAAUUUUAUAAUUCCACAAGUCGAUGGUCCAUCUGAUAUUGUUUUAUCCGAAGAUGAAAAUAAUAAAGCCGAUUUAGAGGAAGAACCGACACCCGAAAAUCAGGAUGAACAACCAAUUGAGGAUUCUCAAGACAUGGAACAAAAUGUUGGUUCUGGUGUUACAGAAAAUGUUUCUAUGGAAGUUUCCCCUGUCAAGGAAACUGAAGUUAAAACAGAAACACCCUGCGGAACUUCUACUUCUGCAAUCGUUGAUGAAGAACCCAUAGAUUCGAAAGAAAAUAUAAUCGAUGUCAAAAUGGAAUCUAUAGAAAGUACUAAAGAGUCGGAUCUACCUAAUGAAAAUGAAACUCAAAUGAGCGCAGCAGCGGAAGAAAUGCAAAUAAAGAGUGAAAUAUUUACUGAACAACAAUCAGUUAGAGAAAUUACACCGGAAGAAAGUAUAACUGGGACAUUAGUAGAUUCGGUAGAAAUCAAAAGCGAGCAACAAGAUACAGGCAAUGAAUUAAAAAGUAUUUCUUUUGAUUCAUAUUCAUCUGAGGAAAAGCCUUUAACGUCCGAUCACAUAUCACCUGAUGACAAUGUUUUACAUCAAUCACAUAUCUCUACAGACGAAAACCAAGAAAUGGACAAUGUUAAAAACAUUAAGAAGGAAUCAGAAGAAGGAGAGCUUUUGAAGAAGAACUCUCCAAUAGAUAAUACACCAGACGAAGACGAACCUAUGUUAACGGAUAAUUCUUUACAAGAGACGGAUGUAAAUGUUCCUGUUGCAACUCCUGCUAUCCCGACAGAAUUACAAAUGAAGUUAGAAGAAGAAGAGGAAGAAGAAGAAGAAGACGAAGAGGAAGAAGAAGAAGAAGAAGAAUCGGAUGAAUCUAUGGAACAAGAUAAAAUUCCUGACGUAUCAGUAUCAAGCAUCAAUGGUAUAGCUUCAGUACUGAAAGAAUCGGAUGUUUCUCAGAAGUCAAUGACGACAGUAAAAGUGGAAAAUAAAGAAGAAAAUGUUACAAAAAGGGAUAACUUGAAGCAAGAUAAAGUACAUAAUAACAGAUCGGAAAGUGGAGAUGAUUCGACGGCAUUAACUACUUUGGCUACUGCUGCUUUGGGAUCGGCGGAACCACCUGUCAAAAUUAAAAAUGAACAAAAUGAAGAAGAAAAGAAAGAAGCCAAAUGGUAUGACGUAGGAGUUAUAAAAGGAACAGCUUUUACAGUACAGCAUUAUUAUCUUCCUGGAGAUGAGCCGCUAGAUGUAACGCAACCGUUGACGAUGGAUGUUUUUAAAGGAAGAACAAAGAUACCUCUCGAACCUGGAACUGCCUAUAAAUUCCGAAUUGCAGCUGUGAAUAGCUGUGGACAAAGUGCCUGGAGCGAGGUAUCAGCAUUCAAAACGUGUCUUCCAGGAUUUCCAGGUGCUCCAAGCGCUAUUAAAAUUUCUAAAUCUACAGAGGGUGCUCAAAUAUCUUGGGAACCACCACCUAGUAACGUGGGACCUAUAUUAGAAUAUUCUGUCUAUCUAGCAGUUAAAACUGCUAAUCCACCAUCAAUUAAUGAAGGAGAACAAAAAACGGUCGUGUCAACACCAAAUCAAUUAGCUUUUAUUAGAGUAUAUUGUGGUUCAAACAAUUCCUGUUCUGUGACUAAUAGUUCUCUAAGUACUGCUCAUAUGGAUGUAACUACAAAACCGGCCAUAAUCUUUAGAAUAGCAGCAAGAAAUGAUAAAGGAUACGGACCAGCAACACAAGUUAGGUGGUUGCAAGCAGAUCCAACUAACGCCGUAAAAAGCAAUCCACAGGUCAAACGACCUGGCUCGGAUAUACGUUCGCAAGUAAGUUCCCCGCAAAAAAAAGUGAAAUCAGACACACCAGGCGAUAAUUUUUCGUGAGCCUGUCGUAUUUGACUUUUUAUAACUCAAACGAAAUGCUAUUCAUUAUUUCAUUUCCGCUGACAUACACACGCCUAACGAUGAUAAUGAAACAGUGUAUUGUUUGAGCGAACAACGUGAUAUAUGUAUGCGAGUAAAUACAAAAAUUAAAUCUGCGAUAAGAGGUAAUGGAAAAAACGGAAGGAAAGAAAGAAAUAAAAUAAGAAAAAGAAGAAGAAGAUAUGUCCAUAAGUAAAAUGAUCGACGUAUACAAACAUAAGAAUUUAAAAAGUAUUUUAAAUGUUCUAUAUAAAUACAAGGUCUUUCUGUACCACGAUUUUCACUCACCGUUAUCCUCCUAUUCUUUCGCCAAGUAAGCGAAAAUAUUCUGUAAAGACAGUAUGAAUACCAUUAAUAAAUGACAAGAGGUAAUUA
This is a messenger RNA of Polistes canadensis, 6080 nucleotides long. It is a transcript of the gene Hcf, whose product is annotated as host cell factor. The coding region runs from base 972 to 5666 and encodes 1564 amino acids. The transcript has 9 exons. Gene Ontology annotation, molecular function: transcription coactivator activity; protein binding. Gene Ontology annotation, cellular component: histone methyltransferase complex. Gene Ontology annotation, biological process: chromatin remodeling; regulation of DNA-templated transcription. Lineage: Eukaryota; Metazoa; Arthropoda; Insecta; Hymenoptera; Vespidae. The record is from RefSeq and is a predicted model, not a curated record.